GGGUGGUGGUGGUGGUGGUGGUGGCGACAACGACUUUACCCCUAUUGCGUUGUUGUUGUCCGCGCGUUCUCUUCAUGUUGUCUUCGCAAAUCUAAUAUUUACAUAUCGCUCGUGCAGUCGAUUACUCUGAGGAAACACGAAAACCAAGCCGAGGAGCUGCGGCUCUCAUGUUAAACUCCACCAGAAUGAACCGAUCGAUGGUCGAGGAGAACGGUGAUGCCAAAAACUCAUCUUACGUCAAGCAGGAGGCUGUCAGCUAUGGAUAUGACACGUCGUAUCUUAAUUAUUCAACCACAACAUCAACUCCAACAACAAUUAAUCACCAGCAGCCCUUGCCUGGACAGCCCCCUUUGCCACCGAUGCCACCACCCCAGGGAGCUGUACCACCACCUCCCAGUGUGUUUGGGCCUGUUCCGACUCAAGUCACUCAAAUCCACAGUUGGCCACAUGCUCCUGCUGCCUGGCAAUGGAUAACUCCGCAAGCGACCCCCUUACCCCCACAGUCCCCCAGAGACAUUGCUGCAGCGGCUGUAGCGUAUCAGCAGCAGAGGGAUAUGCCAAUGAGAAAUAAUUAUGUGAAAAGAGAGAGAUUCAAUCACAAUCGAAACAAUGUCUAUCAGCAGAGGGGUAAUUUUCACAGAAAGAACAGAAGACGCUAUGACCAGCAGUCGCAAAACCACUUUGAUCAGGCUUCAUAUUUUGGAGCAGCGUUGACAAACAGUCUUGGAUUAGAUUGGCAGAGAAACAACGAAGCUUUAAUGGGCCACAUGCCGUUACCUAUGCAAAAUCAACUACCUCACAUGACAGCUGCAGUCGGUGGUGCCAGAAGACCAGAGGAGUCUACAGAUCAAGAUAUCAAGGAAGAAGUUGUAAUUAAAAAAAAUAAACAGCGCAAACCAAUGUCACAAAGUUACCCAAGCCGUCCUUGGAAUCGGGAUGAUGCAGAAAGAGCACUCAAUAUAGAAAAUGAAUACAACAAAACAGUGAAAGCACAGAGUUUGAUAAUUAAAUUUCCUGAUCCAGACUUAAAUAAAGACAUAGUCAGAGAAUUUCAUCCAGGAAUACAAAACAUACAUUUCCAAAGUCCAAGUGGACCCAGGUACUGCUUUAUACAGAUGGCAGAGAAUAUUGAUAUCGAUCAAGCAAUCAAAGAAUUAGAGAAAAUUCCAUUUGGCGUUGGACACUUAAAAGUAGAACGAAAAUCCUUAAGAGACGAAGAUAAUCCUACUCCUGAGGAAAUCGAUCCUUACACGUUGUACAUAGGUAAUUUGCCAGAAUCGGUUAAUGUAAAUGAAGUAAAAAGUAAAUUUCCUACAGCAGCAAGAGUUGAUGUGGGAUAUGCUCAAAAAAUGCGAAACACGCGAUAUGCUUUCAUAAGAUAUAAUAGUGUAGAUGAAUCUAUAGCAGCAUACAGGCAAGCACAUGAUUUAAUGUGGGAUACCAGAAGUAUUAUAGUUAGAUUUAGGAGACAACGUGGCAAUACCUGUCUUCCUGGUGAACCAAAAUCAAAUCCAAAGAAAAAUAAAGAUGACGUUUCUGCGAAGGUUGCAUCAACUACUAAUAAUGAAAAAACAAAUUCAGAGAAAACAGAAGACAAAGACAACAACCAUAUCGCAAAUUUAAGUAAUGACAGAUUAGAAAAAGAGACAACAGAUGUCAGAGAUUCUGCAGAGAGUAGUAGUCCAGCAAAGGUUUCUGAAUCAUCAACAGCAGUUACCUGUUCUGUUACACCUACAAAAAUACAAGAUUCUAGUAUAACAAUAGAGUCAGAAAGUAUUACACAAGAUGAUACCACACUUAUAACAGAGAUAAAAGAAGAACCAAUAGAUUAUGAUGAAGCCAAUGAAAUGUCUAUGGAAGAAGAUGAUGAUGAUGACGAUGAAGAGGAAAUAUAUAAUCAAGAACCAGAAGAUGACGAAGAUAGUGAUUUCGAUGACGAUUUAAGUAGUUUGAAACCAAUACUUGAUGAAGAUUGUAAAAAAGUAUCCAAAGACGACAUUCCAUCAGAUCAUCUGGACAGAAUGUUCAAUGAUCUAGAAAAUAUUGCGGGUGAUAUUGAAUUUUAAUGUUAUAGAUAAGUCGAAUUUUCUGCAACGGUCUUCUCCUUGAUAAAACCAAAUCUUACGACACUUAAGUUUACUAUAUUUUGUAAAUAGUAUUUGCAAAUGUAUUAUAUGAAUGGUCAUAAAAACUUCAAUAUUGUGAAAUAUCGACUAAUGAUAGUGAGUCUGUAGACGUUCAAUCAACUUUUAUAAAGUACUUUAAAUUUUAAAUGCAAUGUAUACUUAUGUCUGCUCCAUGCAUACAUUGAGAACAUGUGUAUAUCUAUCUCUAGAUACUUAUAAUAGAAAUUAAAUUUUUUAUUUUAUAUAUUA
Molecule: messenger RNA, 2375 nt
Organism: Nasonia vitripennis (jewel wasp)
Lineage: Eukaryota; Metazoa; Arthropoda; Insecta; Hymenoptera; Pteromalidae
Gene: Pof
Exons: 5
Coding region: 168-2066 (632 amino acids)
Molecular function (GO): RNA binding
Source: RefSeq, a predicted model, not a curated record